AUGGCCGGCCCGAAUGAUCCUAAGCAGACGUCUGACGUCUUCACCAGUACAGGCUUCACCAGUGGGAUUGAGGAAGGCAUUGUCUUCAGCCGUACCCGAACCAGAGCUGAUCCUUUCAGUCGUACCCUUGCCUCGAGGAUCCCCGAUGCGGACGACGCUGUAGCAUCCGGUCUACGGCGUCCGACGGACGUGAAACAUGCUCAGGUCUUUAAAGGCUCGCAGUUGCUGUUUCUGGCCUACCAGAGUAUUGGUGUCAUCUACGGUGAUAUCGGCACAUCGCCCUUGUAUGUCUUCUCCAGCGUCUUCGGGGAUGAAGCCCCUUCCAAAGAGGAUCUCAUUGGUGUACUGUCUUUGAUCAUUUGGAGUUUGAUCAUGAUGGUCACUGUAAAGUAUGUGUUUGUGAUCCUCAGCGCCGACAACGAAGGAGAAGGCGGGACAUUUUCCUGCUACAGUCUACUCUCCCGAUAUUCUCGAAUUGUUCAUAGGGACCCUCGCGAAGAGCAGCUUGUGGAUAUCCAGCGAUAUGAAACCAACGACAUGCGACCGUCGAAUUUGAGAGUCAGAAACUUUAUGGAAAGAAGCGGGUUCUUCAAAGGAUUGUUGAAGGCGAUUGGCGUGCUCGCUGUUUCAAUGGUCAUAGCAGAUGGAGUACUUACUCCGGCUCAAUCGAUUCUGGGAGCUGUACAGGGUCUCGAGGUCGUAGUGCCGGACAUAUCAAACGGAACCGUGGUGGGAACUACGUGUGGAAUUAUCGUUCUUCUAUUCGCAGUCCAACCGUUCGGUACAGCCAAGAUCGGAGCUACAUUCGCCCCCGUGGUCAUUCUAUGGCUUGGCAUGCUGGCUGGAUUCGGGAUAUACAACCUGGUCCACUACGAUGCCAGCGUCUUUGUGGCUUUCAAUCCAGGCGAGGCUUUCUCCUACCUCAUACGACAUAAGGAGCCUGGAUGGCACUCUCUGAGCGGRGUUCUGCUUGCAUUUACAGGGGUUGAGGCUCUCUUCGCGGACUUGGGCGCCUUUUCCAAGCGAGCUAUUCAAGUCAGUUGGCUGGGAUGGUGUUUGCCUUGUUUGUUGCUGGCGUACAUCGGUCAAGCUGCAUACCUUUCUGUGCACCCUGAGGCCUACGCGUAUCCGGUGUUCAGCACAGCUCCCCCUGGAUGUAAGAUCCCUGCCUUGGUGGUCGCCGUACUAGCAGCUAUUGYGGCAUCCCAGGCGAUCACUACUGCAACAUUCCAACUUCUCAGUCAAAUCAUUAAGCUUUCUUACUUUCCUCAAAUCGAGAUCAAGCAUACGAGCAAAAUAUUUCACAACCAACUCUACGUACCUCUUGCCAACUAUCUGCUCAUGAUUGGAGCAGUGGCGGUCACGGCUGUGUACCGGAACACUACACGUCUCGGAAAUGCUUACGGAGUGUGCGUUAUGUUUGUCACCUUCUUUGAUACUUGCAUGAUAACCCUAGUAGCGCUUAUAAUUUGGCGCAUACGACCAAUCUACGUCGUCAUCCCAGCUCUAACCAUCGCCGCCAUGGACGGCGCAUUUCUUUCCGCCGCCCUCACCAAAGUUCCCCACGGAGCCUGGUUCACAAUUGCUCUGGCAGCGGUUCUUGCAUGUGUCUUCAUCCUGUGGAGAUUCGGCAAAGAGCAGCAAUGGGCCGCGGAAAAGGAGGAUCGUAUUCCGCUUUCGCAAUUUGUGGAGCUUAAUGCUGGUGGGGAAUACCCCCUGGCUGCUAUUAAUGGCCAACAAGGAGGAGGAGAAGUCUUGUCGCGGAGUCGUGGACUCUCUGUCUUCUUUGAUAAGGGGGGUAUUAACACACCUCAGGUCUUCAGCCAAUAUAUUAAUAAGCUUGUAGCAGCUCCAGAAAUCGUCGUCUUCUUCCACCUGCGGCCCCUUGAGUAUCCCACGAUUCCAGCAUCCGAGAGGYUCGUGGUCUCUCAAAUAAAAUCUCUCACAAACUGCUACAGAAUUGUCUGUCGACACGGAUACAUGGACGAAGUAAUAACACCAGACCUGGCCUCAGUAAUCUACUUCCACCUACGAACCUACCUAGCCGACAAAAUCCGACCAGCAUGCACCGACGACCCCCGUCCCGGCGAACUCUCCUCCACAUCAACAGUCGUAAACGGCGAGCUAGGAGAUUUCCCCGAGAAACAACAACCCACCGUCGCUGGAAAUGCUACUGGCGCUGAGGAGGAGAUCUGGAGGGAUGAUUCCCCCAUCUCAUUACUGGAAUCUGCGUAUAGACAUAGAGUACUUUAUAUUGUGGGCAAACAAGAGAUGUAUAUUCAACGAGGAGGGCGUUCGAUUUGGAGGUGGUUGGUUCUGAAGAUUUUUUUGUUUUUGAGGGAGAAUUCUAGGGGGAAAGUGCAGAAUUUAAAGGUUCCUACGGAUCGAUUGGUGGAGAUUGGGUUUGUGAAGGAUAUUUAG
Ramularia collo-cygni is the source of this 2421-nucleotide messenger RNA. Its product is annotated as related to K+ transporter. Gene Ontology annotation, cellular component: membrane. Bases 1 to 2421 code for a protein of 806 amino acids. The transcript is spliced from 14 exons. Gene Ontology annotation, molecular function: potassium ion transmembrane transporter activity. The record is from RefSeq and is a predicted model, not a curated record. Gene Ontology annotation, biological process: potassium ion transmembrane transport. Lineage: Eukaryota; Fungi; Ascomycota; Dothideomycetes; Mycosphaerellales; Mycosphaerellaceae.